GGCAUUGGUAGGAGCAGCAGAAGGCAAUCCUGGCCAGGUUGGGAGACUUGAAACUCAGCCUUCCUCCUGCACAAGGGAACUUGAGGUUUGGGAGAUCUCGGGUUGUUGGCCAACGGAAUCGGCGAUGGAGCAGUAUCAGACUCUGGAGCAGGCCCUCGGCGGGCUGGUUUGCACUUUCCAGCGCUACUGCCGGAAGGAAGGCGACAGGCGCACACUCAGCAAAGGGGAACUGAAGGAACUCUUGGAAAACGAGCUUCCCAGCCUGAAAACCCUUCAAAUAAAAGACGGUGCUUUAGAAGAGUUGAUGGCAUUGCUGGAUACGAACAACGACAACCAGGUGGACUUUGAAGAGUACAUCCGCUUCAUCGCGGCGGCCUGCACCUUCUUCCACGACUUCUUCCGGGACAGCCCUCCGGUCCAGCCCCGACUGCUAUGAAAACCAAGAUGGCGCCCCAACUCACCCAAGGUUGCAAAGCAGGUUCCCCACCCCGGUUGGAAAAAACCGUGCCAGGAAGUCCCCAUGUCCGUCUCUGAAAUUUCGAGACACGUCUUCUUCUUUCUCACCAACUUCGUCUUUAUUGCAUUUUGUUACUUAAGCCGAGAAAGCAGUUUUGGGCCUCAAGAAAAAUGGGGAAAUAGAACAAGAAAAAAAUGGCCUCUGAAAGGAUAAAACGAAAAGUAACAACAACGCAGUGGAGCUACAAAUCCUUAGCAUCUCAUGCCUUUGAGGGAAAGAGCCUCAAAGUUAGGACUGUAAAAUGUCAUAGAAAUGUUAUACAGUGGUACCUCGGUUUACAAACUUAAUCCGUUCCUGAAGU
Molecule: messenger RNA, 818 nt
Organism: Lacerta agilis (Sand lizard)
Lineage: Eukaryota; Metazoa; Chordata; Lepidosauria; Squamata; Lacertidae
Product: protein S100-A2-like
Exons: 3
Coding region: 125-436 (103 amino acids)
Cellular component (GO): cytoplasm
Molecular function (GO): transition metal ion binding; calcium ion binding
Source: RefSeq, a predicted model, not a curated record